Messenger RNA from Colletotrichum navitas, 2736 nucleotides. RefSeq lists its product as uncharacterized. Lineage: Eukaryota; Fungi; Ascomycota; Sordariomycetes; Glomerellales; Glomerellaceae. Gene Ontology annotation, molecular function: transcription cis-regulatory region binding; metal ion binding. The record is from RefSeq and is a predicted model, not a curated record. The transcript has a single exon. Gene Ontology annotation, biological process: positive regulation of transcription by RNA polymerase II. The coding region runs from base 402 to 2372 and encodes 656 amino acids.
CUCUACGUAGUGCGGCUGGUGCUGCAUCCUCUCGACGUCCGGUUACCUGAUCCCCACUACCUAUCAUUCAUGGGGUCCGUCCACUUUGGACCCCCGUCUUGUUCUACAAACAGCUUCUUCUUUCAUCUACUCUCACCACCUCGGCCGAGGAGCAUAGCUCUCGGUAGUCUCAAUCUUUAGAUAAAUCUCUUCUCGUUCGGAUUUCUGGAUCAAGCGGCUGUGCCUGCUAGCUCCCGGCUCGCUAUUGCCUCCCUCCCUCCCCCCCUCCCUCCUCCUCCCUCCCCUUGCCUCGCGCAGACUGCAUCACGACAUUGACCUGGGAGGCGACCCAGUCGACAAUAGCUUCCACCAGCAGGAAGACGAUCGUGAAUCGUUCUGUUCUGACCUACGGGUAGCCGAAUAUGAGCUCGACACCGUCUAAUCUGGGCAAGUCCCUUUCAGCAUCGACUUCCCAUUCGCCUUCGGUUCAACCCGGCCCCGUAACCACGAGCUUCGAAUCCAACCGCCGACCUUCCCAAGCCAGUCCUUCACUUCCUCACGCCACACCACGAAAGGGCCAGGGCUCCCGCAAACAACACAAGAUGCAGCGGCGACCGGGCUUGGGUGAUUUUAGACAACACUCGAACCCGGACGACGACGACGCCAUGGCUGAGGCAAGAGCCCUGCGGAAUGCCUCCAGUCGACGAGGCCAGACCUCCAUCACACACCUGCUCAACUACAGUCUGCCACCGCGAGCCUACGCCGACCACAACUCGUAUGCCAGAAACUACAGGCGGAACCCGACGUGGGGCCCCGGCUCGGGCCACCAUGCUGUGGACAAGGCGAGAUACGUCCAUGCGAACUACAGAUUCGUCGUGUCGCCCGAAGGCAACUAUGCCAGCCAGGCGGCCGAUGCUGACGUGCACAUCGACUGGAGCAACGUUUUGCAGAUCCUGGCCUCUUCGGAGUCGCAGGGGGCCAGUUGCCCGAUCUGCCUGUCGGAGCCGGUAGCGCCGAGGAUGGCAAAGUGCGGACACAUCUUCUGUCUGCCCUGUCUGAUUCGGUUCAUGAACUCUACGGACGAGGACUCGAAGCCUGGAAAGGGCGCGAGAUGGAAGAAAUGCCCCCUCUGCGAGGACAGCGUUUACCUACACGAGACACGGCCCGUGCGGUUCUAUGCGGGACAGGAGAGCCCCCUACCUCGCGUCGGGGACGACGUGGUGCUCCGGCUGAUGGCCCGGACAGCCAAGUCGACUCUCGCGUUGCCGUGGGAGAAUGGCUCGGAUGCGCUCAAUGUGGCGGAUGAUGUGCCUUGGCACUUUGCGGCGAAUGUAUUGGACUAUGCCAGGAUUAUGAAGGGAACCGGAGACUACAUGGCGGAGCAAUACAAUGAGGAAAUCGAGGCGCUGCAGAAGCAGGGAACAGAGGACCAGCUUUUGUACCACGAGGACGACGAAUGGACACAGAAGGCUAUACGGGCCAUCAAUGCAGCCAAGGAGAAGGUCCAAGACCUGGGCAAGAACGACUCGAUGCUGCCGAACAAGAAGCCAGGCCAGAGCAAGACCGUCCAGCCCGACUUCUACUUCUACUCAUCACAACCGCAUCUCUACCUCUCGGCUCUCGAUAUCAGGAUCCUCAAGACCAAGUACGGCGACUUUUCGGCAUUCCCGACGACGUUGUUGCCCCGUGUUGAGCACAUAUCGACCGGGCACGUGUUGGAUGAAGUGCAACGGAAGCGAGCCAAGUACUUGGGUCAUCUCCCCUACGGAUGUCGUAUCAGUUUCCUUGAAUGCGAUUGGACAGACAUCGUGCCGGCAGAGGUCCUCGAAAAGUUUGCCGACGAAAUCGGCCGGCGGAGGAAGCGGAAUCGCGACAAGGCCGUACAGGAGGAACGCGAGAGGCUUCAGUCCGAAAGGAUUGAAGCUGCCCAAUUCAAGAGCACCGCGGCCAUGAGGCGCGAGUAUGGCCCCAUCGACGAAGAGCACGUCCCCGCGUUGAACCUGGAAGAAUUCCAGCCCCUCACCAGCCAUGCCGGCGCCACGCCGCCGGAUCCUCGUCCGGGUUUCGAGCACCUGGCAUCCAUCUCGACAAGCCCGUCCACACAAAAGACCGUGUGGGGCACGCAUGUUGUGCAUGGGUCGCCGGAUCUUGCCCCGGCUCCCCUUCGCCAAGUUGACGAUGGGUGGUUGAAGGAGGAAGACUUUCUUGACGCCGCCGAGCUGUCUUUCCAGAUGGAGGCACUCGGUGUGGCCGAGCCGGGACCUUCGAGCAGCAGUACCCCCGUAGGGAUAGGUGCCGGUGGCGGUAGCGGCAGUGGUGCUGGCGGUGGCAAGGGAAAAAAGAAGAAGCAGAAGAUCACACUGAUGAGCACCGGUGGGCGUAGACAGGGAUAGGCAGGCUAAGGUGCCUGGGCGCGAUGGCGAGCGAAUGACGUAUGGGUGCUCGCAAGCGUUUGGGAGAGGAAGCGAGAGACUCUGAUUUUCAGCGAGGUAGAGUCGGGGGCCUAGGAGACAGUCAGGGGAGAGAGUGUGGGAAACAGAGUUUGUUAUAACUGCUUCGAUCAGACCAAACCAAAGAAGAAUAAAUCAAGAAGGAGUUUGUUUAUACAUCUAGCCAUCCUUUCAGGGGGAAAGGGGGGAAAGGAAAGGGGUUGGUUUCGGUAACAGGCUGCUGUUUAUUUUCAUUUUAUUUUUAUUUUUCUAUUUUUACACGCAGGAUAUAUCAGAAGCAUCUAGAGAUGCGCAACAAGAAGUGUUA